AAAUUUGUUAUUAUAGCAAUCCUAUAGGGCGCACUGCGGACCAGCAUCAAGUCCACAUGCAAUGAGGCGAAGGAGGUGCGGGACCCAACAAGAAAAAAACCCGAAGUUGACGUACAGCGGGUGCGUAAGUCCCUGGAUCCAGAUGGUUGAUACACGGCCCUGGCUCCACGGGUGGGCGUAGUGAGGUUUAGCAUAAAAGGCUGACGCAUCCGUAGGCUAGCCUCAGACACCAUCACAACCCCUCUACCAACGAGACGAGGUCUGUAACUUAUGGGAGCAGUUUCCCCGUUUGUUCUCAAAGCUCGACUUCGUCUCAGAUCCACCGUGAAGCCAACCCGUUCAUCAAUACCAAUCAUCCAAGAUUUGCAGUUCGUCGAGACACCCCUUUGUCCCACGAAGGCAGUUUACAAAACAGGAUGGCCCAGAGGAGCAGAAUGCAGCUGCUGAGCUUGCUUCUGGUUGUUGGGAGCUUCCAGGUUGAGGUGAUCGCGGCUUGCGGUGGCGAGGAGAUGGCCAAUUAUCGGCUGGAGUUCCAGGGGCUCUGGAGCGAACGGACUUUUCCAAAGAGCUUCCCAAAAUACCGCAAGAACGCACAGUGGUCCACGUUAAUCGGGGUCUCUCACAAUGACCAAUACAGCAUGUGGGAGCCAGGUCGGUCGGCCAGCGUUCCCUUCAAAGACUUUGCUGAGGGUGAGGAUCCAUCAGGCAAAGGGCUACAAAUUGAGAUGGUGAAUCUUCCAAAUGGGUUUGUCUUUGCAGCCAAGUCACUAAGCACUGGUACUGGGAGGUCUGUCACUACAGUGUUUGUGCAUCGAGACCAUUCAAAGAUAUCUUUGGCCGUGGGGCUUAUCCCAAGUCCAGACUGGUUUGUAGGCAUUAGUGGCCUAGACCUUUGUGAGGGAGGCUCUUGGCGCAAGGACCCCCUGCAGCUAGAUCUGCAGCCCUGGGAUGCCGGCACAGACGGUGGCUUCUCCUUCACCUCCCCAGACUAUGUCAGCAACCCCCAGGAGCCCAUCACCCAGAUCACAGCCCAGUACCCCAACCACCCAGCAAACUCAUUCUUCUACCCGAAGCUGGAGGCACUGCCGCCCAUUGCCCGAGUGACACUGGUGUGGCAGCAGGCAGGCAAUGAGGACAGCUCUUGGAUGGGCAAGCUGGUACCAGGGUUAGGCAAGGCAGGCAGGCGGGACUCUAAUGAAGACAUUCAGAUGCCGGGGGACAGUCCGGAGAAUGUCUCUCCAGGGAUAGACCUCCCUACAGAGCCAGAGAUAGUGAUUCCCUACGACUGUGAGGUCACGCCUUGGGGUUCCUGGAGUCCCUGCGACACACUCUGCAAGGUUGGCCUGCGACGGCGCUUCCGGUUGAUCAUCCAGCGGCCAAAGAAUGGUGGGCAGGACUGCCCGGACCUGAUCACUGUGGAAGCCUGCCAAGCCAAGCUAACCAAGCCACAGAAAAAGUGUUCCAAAGCCCGCAUCAAGAAGGAGACCAAAAAAUACAUGAAGAUCCAGAGACGAAACUACAUGGGCAAAAAGAAGCGCAACAGGUUUAUCGCCUAAAAACCGAGAGAACAUAUAUUUGUAGAGCUUUUGCCAUCAUAUUUGGACAGCUUUGGUCUGGUAGCUUUUAAAUUAGGAACAUAAUAACUGAGACGCAAGUGGAAAAUAAUGAACACCUCAGAGGUAUAAACAAAAUUGACCCAUCAACAUUUUCAAUAUUAAAUUUGCACUGAUGUACAGGAUGCACACGGGGAUAUAUUGGAGGAAGGAUAUGGAAUUUUAACUGGACUUAAAAACACAAAAGUAGCGUGCACCAUGUAAGCUUUUAAUCCCUUGAUGCACAACUAUCGAAGCUCCAGUAGAUGUUUUUGUUUUGUUUUUGUCUUUCUGCAAAUUAUAAACCAUUGCAAGGCCCCCUCAUUAAUAUUAAACAGUUUUGGAAUAAUUGGUGACUGCACUGAAACAUCCUUGUUAUAAAUAGACCUACAUGUUGCCCUUGCAAAGAUAAAGAUGUACAGAAAAAUGUGUAAAUAGAUGUAUAUUCUUGAAAUGUUUAUCCCAUAUUACUAUGAAUGACUUGGCUCAAUGAAACAAAAGGUGAACUACCACACUGCACACUAUUGCACUAGAGCAUCCCAUUCAGGUGAGAUCAGUAAGCAGUACUACAUUUACAAACAAUUAUAGAAUCUUCUGCUGAAACCACAGGUAGUUGUACUUCAUAUGAAUUUUUAUUUAUGAACUCUUCACUUUUUGGUUGAAGACUUUUUUUAAAACAAGAAACCCUCUCUGCACAUGCCAAAUCAUCCGUACAAAUACUUUAUCUAUACCCAUACUGUAUAAUAUAUACAGUAAAAAGUAGGUGAGGUUUGUCAAAUACUUGUCUAAACUACUCCAACAAAACUUACAAUAAUCCAUUUAAUAUAAAUACGAAACAAAGACUGAAAUGGGGAAAUAAACAAUUGUUAUAAAAUAUGUACAAAGGCUUAUGCCACAGCAUUUCUGUUUUUUUAAAAAGGUUCAAAAUCUGGCAUUGUCAAAUUCAGUUUUUUAAUGGAUUAAAAUAUGUUGAGUAUAGUUGUUUGACAUUAUUGACGAUGUAGCUGAUAUUUAAAUAUUUAAAAGUAUUUACCGAGUACCAGUUAACCCUGUUGGAGAGCACAGCAAGCAGGUUUCUUUACCUGGUGUUCUCACAUAUUUUGUCUUAAAAGGUUUAAAGUUUGCUUCCUGGUAUGAAUCAGGUUAUUUGGGGUCCCAAGCCGAAACAAGUCCAAAUAUGUGAGGCCAAAGUUGUUCUUAAAAAAGAAAAAAUACUAAAUGAAACAGAAGUGAUAAACUGCCACACUGUCUGAAGUCCCUAAUUUCCCCGUUCCACAAAGUGGAUGGAGAGUAGAGGUACAUGCUGUGGACAUCAAUAGAACCCAUGCAGUAUUUGCAUUGUAUAUAGAUAAAUGGCUUUCAGUAAAUUGUAAAUAGGUGUAAUAAAGGAACCCCUGCUACUGUAAAAAAAGAGCUAUUUUUUUCUGUCCACUCUGUUGCAGAAAAGAACACAAGUAGUUUGCUUGUAAACAGAAGUUACUCCAAUUCCCCAUCACCUAAAGCAAUUCACAAGACCAACCCCCCCCC
Patiria miniata (bat star) is the source of this 3119-nucleotide messenger RNA. It is a transcript of the gene spon2, whose product is annotated as spondin-2-like. The coding region runs from base 417 to 1556 and encodes 379 amino acids. NCBI's taxonomy places the organism in Eukaryota, Metazoa, Echinodermata, Asteroidea, Valvatida, Asterinidae. The transcript is spliced from 5 exons. The record is from RefSeq and is a predicted model, not a curated record.